AUCUGUGACGUCGUUCUGGGAAAGGAGGUGGUUCGGAGUUACGCUAGUUAGCUGUUGUUGUUGUUGCUAGUAUCGUCGGUAGUCAACAUUUCAAAGUCCAGGUCCAAACCUUCCAUGUCUGAACCCAAGUCCACAGAGUCCCCAGGAUCUUACUGUGGUGUUCCAGACCAGAGAACCUCACAGCAGGGUCCAGAGAUGGUGUCAGUAAAGCUGGAGGACUGCAGUCAAACACUGGAACUCAAUGUGAUUGUUAAAGAAGAGCCAGAAGUCCUAGAGGAAGAGAUGACUGUCAAAGAGGAGGAGGCAGAGGAGGAGAGAGCUGUCAGAGAGGAGGAGAGAGCAGUCAAAGAGGAAGAGGAGGAGAGAGCAGUCAAAGAGGAAGAGGAGGAGAGAGCAGUCAAAGAGGAGGUGGAGGAGGAGAGAGGAGUCAAAGAGGAGGAGAGAGCUGUCAAAGAGGAGGAGGAGAGAGCUGUCAAAGAGGAGGAGGAGAGAGGAGUCAAAGAGGAGGAGAGAGCUGUCAAAGAGGAGGAGGAGAGAGCUGUCAAAGAGGAGGAAGAGAGAGCUGUCAAAGAGGAGGAGGAGGAGGAGAGAGCAGUCAAAGAGGAGGUGGAGGAGAGCAGAGAAGUGUCUGAUCCAGAUCUGGAGGAAGAAGUAGAUAGUAUCACUGACCCAGGAGAGAUCUCCAACCCAGGUUCAGACAGUGAGCCCAGUUCCACAGCAUCAGGAAACCAUAAACACAGACGGGGGAGCUCAAGACAGAAACAUCACCACUGCAUGGACCGACCCUGCUCAGAUUCUAGAGGCAGUUUUGUGUGUCCAACUCACCUCAUACCACGCAAAAAGACCCUCAAAAGAAAGAAGAUGUACCCGUGUGGUCAAUGUGGGAAGAGAUUUCAGACACCAAGCAGCUUGAAGACGCACCAGCUUACUCACACAGGAAAGAAGUCGUACCACUGCUCCCAGUGUAGGAAGACUUUCAGUUGUUCGUUCAAUUUGAAGAGGCAUCAGAGAAUACACACAGGAGAGAAGCCUUUCCACUGCUUCCAAUGUGGGAAGAGCUUCCGUAUGGAAGGACAGCUAAACGAACACAAGAGAAUACACACAGGAGAGAAGCCGUACCACUGCUUUCAGUGUGGGAAGAGUUUUGGUCGGGCAGGAGCUCUAAAGGCACACCAGCUAAUUCACACAGGAGAGAAGCCGUACCACUGCUCUCAGUGUGGGAAGAGCUUCAGUCAGGCAGGACACCUGAAGACACACCAUCGAAUUCACUCAGGAGAGAAGCCAUACCACUGCUCUGUUUGUGAGAUGAGUUUUCCUCUUUUACAGACCUUAAAUAGACACCAGCUUACUCACACAAGAAAGAUGCCUUAUCACUGCUCCCAGUGUGGGAAGAGCUUCAGUCAAACAGAAAGCCUUAGGGCACACCAGUUAACUCACACAGUAGAGAAGCCUUACCACUGCCUUCAAUGUGGAAAGAGUUUCAGUCAUUCAUCAAAUGUGACGGCCCACCAGUUAACUCACACAGGAGAGAAGAAUUACCACUGCACUCAGUGUGGGAAGAGCUUCAGUCUGGCAAGAUACCUGAAGAAACAUUGUCAAACGCACACAGGAGAGAAGCCUUACCACUGCCCACAGUGUGGGAAGAGUUUCCGUCAGUCAUCACAUCUGAGGGCACACAAGUUAACUCACACAGGAGAGAAGCCCUGUACCGCUUCUCUCAGUGUGGGAAGAUCUUCAGGCAGACAGCAGACUUAAAGACACACCAGCUAAACGUUGACACGUUUUUAUCCCGAUCUACAGGCUCCAGAUCAGAUCCCGGCCCAUUGACUGUUCCUAGGCCGUCAUUGAAAAUAAGAAUUUGUUCUUAACUGACUUGCCUGGUUAAAUAAAGGGUCAAAUAAAAAAAAUUAUAAGAGUAAAUCCGGAGUAAAACCUAACGCGGCAGCCCGUAAAGUGUAAAUAUGUACCUGAUUCCGCUCUACAGGCUCUUACGACGUCACAAUAAUUUAACAUGUUGAAUAUAUUGGGCCUCAAAUCAGCCAUUAUUGCUGAGUGCGAGCAGUGCUCAGAGCACUUAUGAGGCACGUCCCACCGUCAGCCAAAGCUAACGUUGGCUAGGCUUAUAGCUAACGUUGGCUAGGCUAAUAGCUUACGUUGGCUAGGCUAAUAGCUAACGUUGGCUAGGCUAAUAGCUAACGUUGGCUAGGCUAAUAGCUAACGUUGGCUAGGCUAAUAGCUAACGUUGGCUAGGCUAAUAGCUAACGUUGGCUAGGCUAAUAGCUAACGUUAGCUGGCUGACUCGCUUGCUGGCUAAGAUAAUUGCAUAUAGCAAACAUUUUCUGAUAAUUGUUUAGAUGGAAGGGCUGGAUAUUGAUGCACGGACCGGAUUGGGUUUUUACUUUACAUUCUAUGUCGGCCGUCAAUGUAAUUAAGAAUUUGUUUUUAUUGGACUUGCCUAGGUAAAGAUUUUUAUUUUUAUUAUAAAUAUAACGGUAUUUGAAUGUUUGGUUUGUUAAAUGUGAUAUGUCGUGUGUAACGUCCAUUUUGAUCGUUUACUCUGCUUACUUGAGUCAUCUCUCUCUGCUCUCCCUCUCUCUCUCUAUGCCUCGUUGCCACACAGACCUAGCCCCGCCCCUGUCAUUCAAGGAGCUCACGUGUUGGUUCUGGCCCACCAAACACGUGCGUUCAGUCUGCAUGGUCAAUGCAGCACACGCAACAAUAUCAAUACACUUCUAGAAUGUACCCUUCCUUUUGUUUCUUACAUCUGCAAACAGCUAGUUUGUCUUUUCUUAGCGAGUUGUUCUAUAUCGUGCCGCUAGCUAGAUAAUAGAUGUACCGAGUCAGAGCAAAGGUAGCUAGUUAUACAGCCUGAUACCAGUGAUGGUGGAGGCCUAAAUCAGCAUGUUUGUAAAAACAGUAUCUUCUAAACCAAUAAGAUCAGGAGAAGCAUGAAUAUAUUAUCUACAUGAAGUAGCUC
This is a messenger RNA of Oncorhynchus kisutch (coho salmon), 2977 nucleotides long. RefSeq names its product zinc finger protein 883-like. Gene Ontology annotation, molecular function: DNA-binding transcription factor activity, RNA polymerase II-specific; RNA polymerase II cis-regulatory region sequence-specific DNA binding. The transcript has 3 exons. Gene Ontology annotation, biological process: regulation of transcription by RNA polymerase II. The coding region runs from base 115 to 1755 and encodes 546 amino acids. The record is from RefSeq and is a predicted model, not a curated record. Lineage: Eukaryota; Metazoa; Chordata; Actinopteri; Salmoniformes; Salmonidae.